AUGAAAUUUACAACAUUGGUAACCAUCGCGUUUGUUGUAGUCCUCUUGUCAUCUUUCUCAGCUGCUCCGACCCAGUCAACGGUGUUCGUAAAACCUACGGGACCGCCAUGCGACAAUGUCGAGGUCGGGGAAUGCAUGUCAGCUUUACCUACUGGACAGAAACCAACGGCAAAGUGUUGCGGGCAACUGAAAGCACAAGUACCAUCAUGUUAUUGUGCUUUCAUUAAAAAUCCAACUUUACGUAAAUUCGUUACUUCUCCCGACGUUAAUAGGGUUCUAGCGCAAUGUGGUAUUCGUACUCCUUCUACUUGUUGA
Microthlaspi erraticum is the source of this 315-nucleotide messenger RNA. NCBI's taxonomy places the organism in Eukaryota, Viridiplantae, Streptophyta, Magnoliopsida, Brassicales, Brassicaceae. The record is from the annotation of a GenBank genome assembly.